Chrysoperla carnea is the source of this 1336-nucleotide messenger RNA. RefSeq names its product cuticle protein-like. Gene Ontology annotation, cellular component: extracellular matrix. Bases 40 to 1287 code for a protein of 415 amino acids. The transcript has 4 exons. The record is from RefSeq and is a predicted model, not a curated record. Lineage: Eukaryota; Metazoa; Arthropoda; Insecta; Neuroptera; Chrysopidae.
AACAACUUUACUUGUAGUUCAAUAAACAACACAUCAAAAAUGGCAUUCAAGCUUAUCUGUCUAUUUGCCUUUGUGGCUGCAGCACAAGCUGGUUUAAUUCCAUCUCAUGGAUAUGCCGCCGCACCAGUAGCGUACGCAUCACAAUCAUUGCAUGCUGCUCCAUUAGCUGUAGCUCAUGCUGCACCAAUUGCAGUUGCUCAUGCUGCCCCAGUACAUGCAAAAGUUCUUGUUGCUGAAGCACCAGCUCAAUACAGUUUCCAAUAUGGUGUACAUGAUGCCCACACUGGUGAUGUUAAAGAACAACAUGAAGAACGUCAUGGUGAUGCUGUCCAAGGUUACUACACUUUAAAUGAAGCUGAUGGAACUAAACGUAUUGUCCACUACACCGCUGAUGACCACAAUGGUUUCAACGCAGUUGUACAACGUGAAGGUCAUGCUGCCCAUCCAGCUGUUGCUGUAAAAGCUGUAGCUCCAGUUGCCAUUAAAGCAGUAGCUCAUGCUCCAGUAGCUUAUGCCAGUCAUGCUGCUCCAUUAGCUUAUGCCAGUCAUGCUGCUCCAUUAGCUUAUGCCAGUCAUGCUGCUCCAUUAGCUUAUGCCAGUCAUGCUGCUCCAUUAGCUUAUGCCAGCCAUGCUGCCCCAUUAGCUUAUGCCAGCCAUUCUGCUCCAUUAUCUUAUGCUAGUCAUGCUGCUCCAUUAGCAUAUGCUGGCUAUCAUCAUAUAAUGGCAUUCAAACUUAUCGCAUUCGCAGCACUUAUUGCUGUAGCUCGUGCUGGUCUUAUCCCAACCCAUGGAUAUGCUGCUGCACCAGCUGUAUAUUCACACGCCGCUCCAGCUGUAUACGCUCAUGCCUCUCCAGUAGCUGUAGCUCAUGCUCCAAUUCACGCUAAAGUACUCGUUGCUGAAGCUCCAGCCAAAUACAGUUUCCAAUAUGGUGUACAUGAUUCCCACACUGGUGAUGUUAAAGAACAACAUGAAGAACGUAAUGGUGAUGUUGUACAAGGAUACUACACUUUAAAUGAAGCUGAUGGAACCAAACGUAUUGUUCACUACACCGCUGAUGAUCACAAUGGUUUCAACGCAGUCGUACAACGUGAAGGUAAACCAGUUCACCCAGUUGCCGUAAAAGCUGUCGCUCCAGUAUACGCUCAUGCUGCACCAUUAGCUGUAGCUCAUGCUGCACCAGCUGUAUAUGCACAUGCAGCACCAGCUGUAUAUGCCCAUGCUGCUCCAUUAGCCGUAGCUCAUGCAGCUCCAUUAGCGUAUGCCAGUCAUGGUUACCAUCAUUAGAACUAAAUUUUUUUAUUUAAUUUUAUGCUUUUGUAAAUAUGAAUGUGUG